This is a messenger RNA of Canis lupus familiaris (dog), 6612 nucleotides long. It is a transcript of the gene SHROOM3, whose product is annotated as shroom family member 3. Gene Ontology annotation, biological process: actin filament organization. Lineage: Eukaryota; Metazoa; Chordata; Mammalia; Carnivora; Canidae. Gene Ontology annotation, molecular function: actin filament binding. The transcript has 10 exons. Bases 16 to 5961 code for a protein of 1981 amino acids. Gene Ontology annotation, cellular component: cortical actin cytoskeleton; adherens junction; apical junction complex. The record is from RefSeq and is a predicted model, not a curated record.
GCAAAACAAACGCCGAUGUGUACCUUGGCUAAGACCCAAACGUUGGCAAAGCUGAAUCUAAGCUCCGGAGAGAGAUUAAUAGCCAGAGCCACUAAAAUAAUCACCUGCCUCUGCUCUGGAGGUGAUGCUCAUGGGAACCAAGAAGGGCUGGGAGGGAGGCUGCGACAGCAGUGGCCGCCCAGCAACAACCUGCAUCUCUCCGGUUGGCCUAUCCUGAAAAGAGGACGUACAGAGAAAAAGGAUGUUUUUUUUCUCCUUGUAAUAGAUGCAUGUGGAGACCUGGGCCCUGCAGGUACGGACACAUCUGACUCCUGCCCAGAGGACCUCGCCUCUGACCCCCAGCAUAGGAAAGCAGCAUGGUUAGGAGGAGUUAAGCUUCGGCCGAAGCACAGGCGCAGUGACCCUGCAGGCCGACUUCACUCUUGGCAUUUAACCAAAUUUGAGGAAAACCAACCAGAUGUCAGCAUGAUGCAAAUAACUCCGGGCACGAUUGGCAGUCCUUGGCCCCAGAGAUACCAUUCUAGCUCUUCUACCAGUGACCUCUCCAACUUUGAUCAUGCUUAUCUGAGGCAGAGCCCUGACCACUGCAGCUCCCAGGGGAGCAUGGAGAGCCUGGAGCCCAGUGGGGGAUACCCACCCUGCCAUCUUCUUUCCCCUGCCAAGUCCACCAGCAGCAUUGACCAGCUGAGCCACCUCCACAACAAGAGAGAUUCAGCGUACAGCUCUUUCUCCACCAGUUCUAGCAUCCUAGAGUAUCCACCCCCUGGCAUCUCUAGCCGGGAGCGUUCAGCCUCCAUGGACACCACUUCUGCUCGGGGUGGCCUCCUAGAAGGGAUGAAGCAGGCAGAUAUUCGCUAUGUCAAGACAGUCUAUGAUCCCCGCAGGGGAGUCUCAGCAGAGUAUGAGGUGAACUCUUCAGCCCUGCUUCUCCAAGGUAGGGAAGCCCGAGCCUCAGCAGAUGCUCAGGGCUAUGAUAAAUGGCAUAAUGUUCCUCGGGGCAAGGGAGUGCCACCUCCAUCCUGGAGCCAGCAGUGCCCCAGUUCCUUGGACACUGCCACUCCCAACCUGCCUCCUAAAGUGGGUGUGCCCCUGCCCCCAGCUCGAAGCGACAGUUUUGCAGCCUUUCGGCAGCGAGAACGGCCCAGCUCUUGGUCCAGCCUUGAUCAGAAGCGCUUCUGCCGGCCUCAGGCAAACUCUGCCGGCGCCCUGAGAUCUCCCCUCCUAGAGGAACAGCUGCAUCCUGUGCUAGAGAGGAGUCCGGAGAACAGCCCCCCAGCGAAGCCCAAGUAUAAUUACACCCAGAAGGCCCAGCCUGGCCAACCUCUGCUGCCGACCGGCAUCUACCCGGUACCUUCUCUGGAGCCACACUUUGCCCAGGUGCCCCAGCCUUUUGUGAGUGGUAAUGGCACGCUCUACCCAGCACUGGCCAAGGAGACCGGGUAUACAACUCCUCAUGGAGCUUGUGAUGAGACUGCUACCUUUGACGAGAAUGGGAACCACGAUGGAUCUACCAGGCCUGGGUUUGCCUUCUCCGCGCCUCUAGAACACGAUUCAGUGUCCCCGGUGGAGAGGAAACCUGGAAGUUCAGCCAAAUGUGUCCCCUACAAAGUCCAUUUCCCUUCAGUACCUGAAAAUGAGGAGGAUACCUCCCUGGAGAGACAGCUCACACCUCUCCAAGGCAACAGCCCACAUCCCAGUGAGAGAAAGAGCACCCACAGCAACAAGCCAUAUUCUCAUUACCACAGCCUCAAAUGCCCUCAGGCCUGGCAAGUGGGCGAAGACAAAAGAUCUUCGGGGACCUCCGAGCUUUGGGACGGUGAUUUACAUGAAGACCACAACGCCAACCUGCAGCAGAGGCUAGAGAGAGAAGGCCUAGGCCAGAGCCUGCCGAGCAACUGUGGCAGGACCAAGUCAGCCUUUUCCUCCCUCCAAAAUAUCCCUGAGAGCCUAAGAAGGCAAAGCAGCUUGGAGCUAGGAGGGGGAGCCCAGGAGGGCUACCUGGAUGGCCGGUCUACCUCUGUAAUCAACAGCAAGGUGGAAGACUCUGGAAGGAGAGCUCUUCCUGAUUGCAGGAGGCAUCUGGACAGGCCAGUUUCCUAUCCAAGGCCUGAGGCAAGACCCAGUGCCUUGGCCUCUUUCCCCAGUUCAGACUCAAGGUACAGGGACCCUCCCUCCUCACCCCACCAACAGGUAUCCAGUCUGGGCAGGAGGUGGCUCAGCUCCAGCAGCGCCUCGGCUCUGCAAGGCCUUCAGCCCGGGAAGCCGCACUGCUCGGUGCUGCAGAAGGUUUCGGAGAUCGAGCAGCGAGCGCAAGGGCAAGGACGCCAGAGAGCCCGGAGCCUGAGCGGCUCUGGUUACGGCCAGAACCACAGGCCCAGCGGGACGCUUCCGACCUCGAAUACUCUGGGGGAUGACUCUGGGGACACAAAAGCCGACGCCCCUGUUCCUGAAUCCACCGGACUCCUGGGCAGUGCGGAGCGGCGCGUCACGCGUGAGCCAAAGCUGGAAGAGGCCUUCUGGCAGCCGGACGGCCAGCGGCGGAGGGGCGGGCCCGGUGUCGGCCGCGGGCCCCGGCUGCGGGGCGGAGAGCCCCCGGGGCGGGACACGCCGCUGCCCCGCAGCCAGAGCACCCUCCAGCUCUCCGGCGGGGACAGGCCCGGCUCGCCCGAGCCCCCCGCGCUGGACGCCCCGUUCAGCCGCGCCUACCGGGACAGCAUCAAGGAUGCGCAGCCCCGCGUGCUGGGGGCCACCUCCUUCCGGCGCCGGGACCUCGAGCUGGGGACGCCCGCGGCCUCGCGAGCCUGGCGCCCGCGGCCCGCCUCUGCCCACGUGGGGCUGUGGAGCCCGGAGCCCGCGGCCUCCGCCUCCCCGCACGCCCCCCGCGAGCGGCACAGCGUGACCCCCGCCGCCCGCCCCGCACCCCCGGCCCCCCGGAGGGGGCCGCGCCGGCGCCUGGCCUCGGAGCACAAGCAGCGCUCCUACUCGGAGCCCGGGAAGAUGAACGAGGUGGGGGUCUCGGAGGGGGCGGAGCGCGCGCCCCGGAGCCCGCCGAGGAACGGGCUGUGCGCCCCCGAGAGCGAGAGCCCCGUGGCGGGCCGGCGCCGCGUCCCCGAGCGCCCGGGCAAGGCCUGCUGCGCGCUCGGCCUGUCGCGCCCGGAGCUCCGGCGGUUCCAGCAGAGCGCGCUCGCCGACUACGUGCAGCGCAAGACCGGCCGGCGGCCUGGCCCCGCCGCAGGCCCCGGCCCCGGGGACCCCGCGCUGCUGCGGGAGCGCGCCCAGAGCAGCCCCCUGAGGCCCGGCGCCGCGGCCCCCGAGGGUCCCGGCCUGUGCGCGCUGCGGGAACGCGGUGGGCAGCCCCACGGGGAGGCCGUCCUACCCCCGGCCGCAGCCGCAGCCGCAGCCGCAGCCGCAGCCGCAGCCGCAGGGGGGGCAGGGGAGCCCCCGCGCGCGCCCAGAGACCGCCUCCAAGGGGAACGGCAACGGGGGGCCCCAGCCCCGAGGGAGCUGCUCGGAGGCGCUAACUACGGACCAAAGUGCACCCAGACGGUGCACGGGACCCCUGGGGAGCCCUGCGCGUGGGGGGCCGCAGCCAGGAGGACCGGGAAGUCCAUGUCCGCGGAGGACCUGCUGGAGCGCUCCGACGCCCUGGUGGCCCCCGUCCAUGUGAGAUCACGGUCCUCUCCCACCGCAGACAAGAAGCACCAGGAUAUGGUUUUGGGAGAAAACAACAGCUUUGAUCUUGUGAAGGAUGCGUGUUAUUUGGCUGGCCCUGGGUCUGGGUCACUCAGUUGUUCAGAAAGAGGCCACGAAGACAUGCCGUUGCUCAAACAGCAUCCUAGCCCUCACUGGCGUGGUUCAGGCUGCAAAGCAGUUGGUGGUACCUCUGUUCCCAGUGAAUGUCCUGGACCCCUAGAGCCUCAGCAGCAAGUUAACAAAACAAUGCCUUGCCCCAGGCUCCUGGCCCCAGGAAUGCAAGGGCAUCUCACAGACACCAGGGCUGUACCCCUGACCCCACUCAGCUCAGCUCUGCCUUCCCCUGUUCCCUCUAGCUCACAGGCUGCAACUGAUCAGCUGCUUGGAAGGGACAGCCAGACAGGGCAACAGCCUCUUCUAUCCUACACCCCAGCAGGGACCCACAGAAGCAAUGGUCACAGCCUGGUCCAGCCUGCCAGUCCAAGAAGCCAUGAGCCCAACAGCCCAGAGCAUGGGAUAGAAGAGGCAACAAGGAUGCGGGUCUUGCUAUCUCAGCGGCCUGCCCUGCCUUGGGUCAAGCGGGCCCACACAGUCAGAGAGGACAGCCUCCCCGAGGGCUCCUCAUCACCUGAGUUUGCAAACCUGAAGCACUACAAAACACAGCAGGCUCAUUCAAGCUCAAGCAGCACUCUUGAAGACACGCCUCUUGGGACCCCAAGCACUCCAGGGAGGAUCUCCCUCCGGAUAUCUGAGUCAGUCCUACAAGCCUCCCUACCACCUCGGGAGGACUAUGAUGAUGAAGUGUUUGUGAAGGACUUGUACCCCAAUGCCACUUCUAGUCUCACAUUGGAACUGCCCCCACCCCCACCCCCUCCACUGAGUCAGGACACCCCAGUGAAUAGCUCUGACGACUUUCCUCCACCUCCUCCCCAAGCUAUGUAUGAGGCAGAGCUGGACAGUGAGGAUUACAAGGAGCCCCAUACCAGCUCCAGCAAAGUUGCCAAGGUGACAGUUGCCAAGGAAAGGCCCAUUCCUGGUAUAGUCCAUUUGGCUGGUAGUCAGACACCGGCUUCCAGAUCCCAAACUUCUGUUAGAGAUUCAGAGACCAACGAGACCAGCCCACCUUCCGCCAUGGGUGCUCUGCCCCAACCUGCUGGGGCUCUUGGCCAGGAGCCAAGCCCAGGGCAGCCACCUCCCAUCCAUGACCCAGACUGUGGGACUCAGGGUUUAGAAAAGAAUGUUAGUUCUGGCCCUCAGAAGACCUCAGAAGACAUCAGAACAGAGGCCCUGGCCAAGGAAAUUGUCCACCAAGACAAAUCUCUGGCAGACAUCUUGGAUCCAGACUCCAGAAUGAAGACAACUAUGGACCUGAUGGAAGGUUUGUUUCCCCGAAAUGUUCACUUGCUGAAGGAAAAUAGCAUAAAGAGAAAGGCCAUGCAGAGAACUAUCAACUGUGCAGGAUACGAAGGCAAGAGGAGUGAAGACAAGGAAGCCAUGGGCAUGUUGGUCAACUGCCCUGCCUACUACAAUGUGUCUGCUCCCAAGGCUGAACUUCUGAACAAAAUCAAAGAUAUGCCAGAAGAGCUGAAUGAGGAAGAGGAGCAGGUGGAUGUCAAUGAAAAGAAGGCCGAGCUCAUUGGAAGCCUCACCCACAAGCUUGAGACUCUCCAGGAAGCGAAAGGGAGUCUGCUGAUGGACAUCAAGCUCAAUAAUGCCUUGGGGGAAGAGGUGGAGGCUUUGAUCAGUGAGCUCUGCAAGCCCAAUGAGUUUGACAAGUACAAGAUGUUCAUUGGGGACUUGGACAAGGUAGUAAACCUGCUGCUCUCCCUCUCCGGGCGCCUGGCCCGUGUGGAAAACGUCCUUAGCGGCCUUGGCGAAGAUGCCAGUAAUGAAGAAAGGAGCUCUCUAAAUGAGAAGAAGAAGGUCCUGGCUGGACAGCACGAGGAUGCCCGGGAGCUCAAGGAGAACCUAGACCGAAGGGAACGUGUGGUGUUAGACAUCCUGGCCAAUUACCUUUCAGAGGAACAACUCCAGGACUACCAGCAUUUUGUGAAAAUGAAGUCAACACUCCUCAUUGAGCAGCGAAAGCUGGACGACAAGAUCAAGCUAGGGCAGGAACAAGUCAAGUGUCUGCUGGAGAGUCUCCCCUCAGAUUUCAUUCCCAAGGCAGGGGCUUUGGCUCUGCCCCCAGACCUUGAGAGUGAGAUGGCUCCUGCUGGGAGGUGUACUUUAAGUGGUGUUUUCCCAACAUUAACCUCUCCACUUUAACCUCUUCUAAAAGACCCAACCAAAAGAUCACCCUUUCUCUUUCAACAUUAUUUAAUCUGAAAGCUAUUUCAGUACAAACCACCAUUUAAACUCUAUGGGCUAUUGGGGUUUUUCUGGAGAAAAGGAAAAAAAUUCUACCCGGGAAAGAGCCAGUUUUUUUCCUUCUCACCCUACAUGGUUGAUCUGAGAGCUUGAAUGCUGCUGGAAACUUAACCCCUUUCUAGUCUCACUUUCUAGUAGAAGGAAAAUUAAUGAAACUGUGAGGACUGAUUGGAAGGCGUCUGAUUGAUUGUUUAGUUUUUAACAAGCUGAGGCAACAUAGAUGAGUGUGUGUCACCCUCAGGAAUGUAUCCACAGUGGCCUUCCUUGCUUGUGGGCAGUGUGUCCUGACGACAGAUACAAAUACUAAUAAAGGGUCUGCAACAUAAAGCCUUAAACACACACACACACACACACACACACACACACACACACACAGAAGAAAACUGUAAAACCUUGAACAUUGUUGUUAUUUAUAUUUUUUUAAAAUGAAAAAAUCAUUGUUUGUGUGCUAACCACUUGAUUCUGUUUUGUGGUGGAUGUAGACAAUUGUGUUUGAGCUUUGUUAUUUUGUGAAAACCUUAAUGAAAUGAAGAAUUCCAAAGAUAGUCA